Ornithodoros turicata is the source of this 4404-nucleotide messenger RNA. Its product is annotated as cyclin-D1-binding protein 1 homolog. Gene Ontology annotation, biological process: regulation of cell cycle. Bases 22 to 1038 code for a protein of 338 amino acids. The transcript has 10 exons. Gene Ontology annotation, cellular component: nucleus. The record is from RefSeq and is a predicted model, not a curated record. NCBI's taxonomy places the organism in Eukaryota, Metazoa, Arthropoda, Arachnida, Ixodida, Argasidae.
UUGGUUUGAAGGUGCUUAAUAAUGGCGGCCAGCAGCCACCAAAGUUCUCUGGCCGCCGAUCAUUUAAAGCGAUUGUAUGACACCUUAGAAGUUCUUUGUGACCAGCUGAAGGGGAGAGAAACUACGUUUAGGAAUACUGAUAAUUUCAACAGGGAAGAAUUCUGGUUAAAGUUCAAUGCAGUUGCCAAAGUUGUUUCUCACGAAUCUUCCAAGCUGUGUAUGGCACUUGCCCAACCCCCAGCACCAACAGCCGAAGAGCAAGCAGCACUCAUAGCUGGUUUGGAAAAAGCAUGCUUGACCUUUCUUUCGGCAUCCACGGAAUUGCCUAGGUCUCAGGGAAACACGCUUUGUAGCGAAGUUGCUGAUAGUGCAUGGGGAAUUCUAAAAGCUGUACAGAACCUGCUUCAAGUCUUUAUUGUAAUGAGCACAUCACACCUUCAGGCUGUGGGAACAGUGUGGGAAAAAUGCAGUGUCAUUGAACACAUUCCAAAAGAUAAUAAAGAAGCAGUCUCUUCCAUUUUGAGCGGCCAGUAUGGUAUCAUCCAGGAUGCAACAGAAGAGCUUGAAACAGCAAUACGGACAGACGACACAGAAGCUGAAAGUGGAGAAAGAAUUCCUGUGCGUAAUGGCUUUACCCAACCCCGUAGGUCCACAUGGUCCAUGCAAGAUAGACAGUUGCUUUCUCCAGGCUUGGGACUAGUAAAGACAGCACGGAAUACAAUGCGCAAGGUGGUAGCAGCAGUAGGAAGUAGAGGGAAGUGCGACACACUCGAAGAUAAUGAUGAACUAGACAAGGUGGCUGACCUAGUGCGUAUGUCCAGUGCCUAUGUGGAUGAAUUUGUCAUGUCUCUCUACCCACCAGUGUUCACUGUUGCAGUGAGGAACAAUGCUGAAGAGCUCAAAAGGCACAUUUUAUCCAUACUAGAUGCCACGAGGAACAGCCAUUUCUACGACUCAUCGGAAGAAUGGGUUGGGUUCCUUGAAAGUGUUGUUGCGCACAACUAUGCCAAUCUAAUGGAAUGCACUGCAAGAAGUUGAUGAAAUGUAAGGCUUCAGCAAGCACGUGUCAGCACACAAAGAAAUGGGACCUAGUUUUCCAAUGGUGUGGGCAAACUGUACCCGUAGGGAAAUUAUACUAGGCCCACUUUUGGGCAUGGUUAGAGCACCACAAUAAAUUCAACAUAUGCUCAUCCUACAAGUUUCAAUUAGCAUAUUCUUAUAUUAAUCAGAUGUAAUAUGCAUAGCUGCGUUGGAAAUAAUGUCAACAGCACUGCCUUUGUUCUUGUUGGUAGUAACUUUUGGUAGCAAUACCCUCUGAUGCUCGUUACUUGUUAAUGUAACGUCCACGCUGAUUCUACAAACAUAUGUUUGAAAUAGUGGCUUUUUUUUUUUUUUGCUUACAACACAAUGGAUAACUGACAAUACCUAGAGCAAGUGGGUCAACUGUCUGGGCAGCUCUCCAAUUUUCCCUCUCUCCUAUUGCUGGUGGAGGGAUUAGGCAAAUCUGAACAACCUCAUUGGCCCCUCUCUCAAGUGAGGGGAACAGCUAACUUCUGUGUACCCAUGUGGAGAACCAUGCCAAUAGACCUCUCCCUGUUUGUAAACAAAUUACGUCAGAGUGUUCGACAGCGCCACCAAUUUGGUAGAGUUGAACUGCGGUGGAAGGUAGGGGGCGAACAAGGUCACGUCCGAAAGCCACGGUCUUGAGGGGAUUACGAUGGUCCCUGAAAGGGACGUGAUCUUCUGUCCUAGUUUUCUUUCAAUAGGAGGCAGCCAACAAGUGCCCAUUUGUGGAACCCAGCCCUCCCCUUCCGAUGUUUCAGUUUCGGUCUGUCUACCAACGUCAUGAUGCAGUUUCUCAGGUAGAGGUCCAUUUAGGAGUAUCCCCAUACUGCUGGCCUUGUGAGCGGACAUAUGCUCCAUCACAUGGUUUCUCCAAACUUUACCCCCUCCCCUGCGUAAAGACAAACUGUCGUAGCAUAUUGUCUCAUGAACAUUUUCAAUGAGCGUUCAAUCAACGACACAGAUAUACCCCAAGUGAAUACUGUAAACAUAUUUUCAUCCGCGAUGUAUUAAUUUUCACGAAUCGCGCAUUCAGUCACCCGCGAAGUUAUUCGCGCGUAUUUAAUUUCGCUUCAUGACAAAAACCCCCGAGACUGGGAAAAAGACGAAAACAGACGACACAACACAAGUUUUCUUUUUCCCAGUCUCGGGUUUUCGUCAUGGAUCUUAGCCACCAGCUCACUUGCUUUUUAACCAUUUUAUCUGUUUAAUUUCGCGUUUGCAGGGCUGUUUCCUCUCGCGGGAUAAACGUCAAGCUGCGCUCACGAGAGCAAUUUUUCGCGAUUUUUUAGCGGUCGCGAAAUUUGAUACAUCGCGAAUAAAAAUAACGUUUACAGUAGUCUACAUCCUGCCACUGCCGACAUGCAGCAAAAACAGCACAAUGCUAAUCCCCUGAACCACUAAUUAUCUUCAAGCAUGUUCUCCUCCAGGAUGAUCACCCCCAUUACAGGCAUUCAAUCAAAGUUCCUCUUUCAAGUGUCCUAUAGUGCGGUUUGUUUUAUAGCUCUAAUGCCAUGAGCAAACACAUGUGUGGAAUAUCUGUGCCAUGAAUCCUGCAAUACUGCCCAGACUCACGGUUCAAAGACUCUUGGUAGGUCUGAUGCAUUUAUCAUUCUAGAAAGCAAUGGAUACCUGGUAUCACUUUUAUUUUACUUCAAACAUAAGAAGCUGUGUACAAACUGGUGCAGUAAAACACAACAUUCAGCGAGCAUGUCACAGCUUUACUGUCUAUAGUGGAGCUGCUCUUAGAUUGUCUUGGUGGUAAAUGAGGAAGGGCCUCGCUUGUAUUGUUCAAAGGGCUCUUCAAAACAGAGGCAUUCCCAAGUUCACUGCCAUGCAAACGGAAAUGUGUCAGUGGGAUGCUGCAAUCAGUUCCUCAGUGCAUCCUCAGCAAACCAGAAGUGCUCAUAUCUACUGCAGGACUAGCACAAGAACGACUGCACUACCAACACCAAAGCUGCAAUGCAUUCAUCUAAUUUGAAAAGAAGAGUGCAUCAGGUGCACAGAAUUGUGUGACAGGGCUGUUGGAUGAGACUGUUUUUGUGUUGUGAUACAUGGUACUUGAUGGAUGCUCACUGCAUUGAUAACUAAUGGGAAAAUGAUAUUGCAGGGGCUCUCCUAAGAUGAAUUACAUUGUAAUAUAUGCUAUAUGCAAGGCUUGAUCGGAGGCAAUGAUGUUGAAGUGGAUCAAAGUGCUUGUAGGGAAGUAUGAAGUAACUUUUUUUUUUUUUCAAAAUUGUGAAGGAAAAAGAUUACCACUGACAUCCUUUAGCAGUAAAUUAUUGAAGGAUUGGAUCAUAUUUUGAUGUCGGAACUGGCCAAGCAUGGCCAAGGUAUCGAGUGUGGGAGAUUUACACUAUUUCACAUAAAUAACAUUUGUUUCAGAUAGGAACCAAAAAUUUUCAGGCUGUAUCUGGCAUAACAUCGUAAAAAUUGAAGUUUUGCAAGUUGCAAUUUGUGCGCCUUCUUGCAGACGACUUUUUAAAGUUUCUUACCAGUGCACGGAGCCAUGCAGAUGUAAGCAAGAAUAAGUGUCGGAGACAUCAGAAAUUGACGCUGUAGCAAGUGCGGGGAUCAGCUACGACCAAAUUCAUUCUGUUCAAAAUGUGGCAGACUCAUAAUGGAGCGUUGGUACAUGCACAUCUGAAGACAUAACUUAAAAAACAGACAACCUUUAUUAUGAUUUAAUUCUGCCAGCAGUCAGGUGAUAUUCACUUUUAGAAGUCCAUACACUCAAGUACCACUCACUUUACUUUGUUAUCUCUGAAUAAAUAGUGCAAAAUUAAACAGUCAUGAUGUGACAACAAACAUGCAGAAAUGUCAUGCAGAAAUGUCAUGCCAUAAGUGAGUUCACAUGAAAAUACACUGAAGUCAAAGCCAAGAAGCAAUACAGAAAUAAAGUAUACCCUAUGGCAAUUCCUGAUUUGUGUGCACAUUGCACAGACUUGCAAGGCUAAAAAUAUAUAUAACAGGCUGUAAAGAAGAACAUGCCUCACAUAUAGAUUUACAAAGGUUAUAAAUGCUUCUUGUAUGCUACAUGUCUGUGUGCCUAAAAUUUACUGAAUAUAACAGAAAUGUCGAGCAGGAAUAGGCAUGUGUUUUUGUAGCUAGAGCUUAUUCAAAUUCACUUCAGCUUCAAUUAGCCCAAGUGCAACAUAUGAAAUUGGAAUGUCUAAAAUGCAGAUGAUUUUUUUAUUUUAUUUUUUUAACCACAAAAGAUGCACACUAUAAGAACGAGUUAUGUACAAUUGCUGUAACACACAUUGAAGAGGUUGUCUGAUCUAUGUACAAAAAGGCUCUAUCCUUUCAACUAUGGAUUAUAUACAUAAAAUGUUAAGAGCU